Molecule: messenger RNA, 1573 nt
Organism: Hyposmocoma kahamanoa
Lineage: Eukaryota; Metazoa; Arthropoda; Insecta; Lepidoptera; Cosmopterigidae
Gene: phr6-4
Product: cryptochrome-1
Exons: 2
Coding region: 71-1573 (500 amino acids)
Biological process (GO): circadian regulation of gene expression; entrainment of circadian clock by photoperiod
Cellular component (GO): cytoplasm; nucleus
Molecular function (GO): DNA binding; FAD binding
Source: RefSeq, a predicted model, not a curated record
AUUUCGCGCAGUUUUAUCACAUUUUUGCCGAAACUUGAAAAAAGUACACUGUUUAAAAUUUAAUUUAAAAAUGAGUAAAGUUCCAUCAGUGAUCCACUGGUUUCGCUUGGAUCUGAGGAUUCAUGACAACUUGGCUCUUCGCAACGCAAUAAACGAAGCAGAAAAUCGCAAACAUUUACUGAGACCCAUUUAUGUCUUAGAUCCCAAUAUAAAAAGCAAAAUCGGCGUCAACAGAUUGAGAUUCCUAAUUCAAAGCCUACAAGACUUGGACACCAACCUCAGGAAACUCAACUCUCGCCUAUACAUCCUUAAAGGCAACCCUGUAGAACUUUUACCAAAAUUUUUUGACCAAUGGCAAGUCAAGUUCUUAACAACACAAGUUGACAUUGACCCUGAAAUUGUAGAUCAAGAAGAAGCUGUUGAAAAAAUAGCGGAAGAAAAAGAUGUGUUUAUUAUUAAAAGAGUCCAACACACAGUUUAUGAUGUGUACAGUGUUCUUAAAAAGAACAAUGGGGCUGUACCACUGACAUACCAAAAGUUUAUGUCCUUGGUAAAUGAUAUUCAGGUCAAAGAAGCAAAAGAUAUAUCAAAGGUUGUAUCUGAUUACUGUAAACCAACUGAUGAAGAUUUAGAUGCAUAUGAUGUUCCCAAACUUGAAGAAUUUGUUGAUGAAUCCACUCUUACACCUUGUAAAUAUCCUGGUGGAGAAACUGAAGCCAUUAAAAGACUUAAUAAUUACAUGGCAAAGAAACAGUGGGUUUGUAAAUUUGAGAAACCAAAUACAUCACCAAACAGUAUAGAACCAAGUACAACAGUAUUGAGUCCGUACUUAAGUCAUGGAUGUUUGUCACCAAAGCUGUUUUACCACAAAUUAAAAGAAGCUGAAAGUGGGAUGAAGCAUUCGGAUCCACCUGUAUCUUUGAUGGGGCAGUUGAUGUGGAGAGAGUUUUAUUAUACCGCUGGGGCUGGAACAAAAAACUUUGAUAAAAUGGUGGGCAAUCCCAUCUGUAUGCAAAUACCCUGGGUGAAGAAAGAAGAAUACAUAAAAGCUUGGGCUGAAGGAAAGACAGGCUAUCCGUUUGUGGAUGCUAUUAUGAGACAACUGAAACAAGAAGGCUGGAUUCACCAUCUUGCUCGGCACAUGGUAGCUUGCUUUUUAACCAGAGGAGACCUGUGGGUAUCUUGGGAAGAAGGAGCUAAAAUCUUUGAAGACUAUCUCCUCGAUUAUGAUUGGUCACUGAACGCUGGCAAUUGGAUGUGGUUGUCAGCAUCUGCUUUCUUUUAUAAAUACUUCAGAGUUUACAGUCCUGUGGCUUUUGGAAAGAAAACUGAUAAAGAGGGCUUGUAUAUUAGAAAAUAUGUGCCUGAAUUGAAAAAAUAUCCAACGGCGUUCAUAUAUGAGCCAUGGAAGGCACCAAAAUCUAUACAGAACACAGCAGGCUGUAUUAUAGGUGAAGGUUACCCACAUAGAAUAGUUGACCAUGAAAAAAUACACAAAGAAAACAUGCAAAAAAUGUCAUCAGCUUACAGAAUGAAUAAAGAAAAGAAGGCUAUGAAAAGAUCAAUUUCAUGA